Messenger RNA from Punica granatum (pomegranate), 2058 nucleotides. The record is from RefSeq and is a predicted model, not a curated record. NCBI's taxonomy places the organism in Eukaryota, Viridiplantae, Streptophyta, Magnoliopsida, Myrtales, Lythraceae.
GAAGAAUCGAGAGAAAGAGAAGAGAGGAAACAGAGAGAGAGAGAGAGAGAACAAGAAAGAGAGCUAGAGAACGAUAGAGAGGCAAGAACGAGGCAGAGAGCGAGAUGGAGAGUAAUUGUGCGGGGGAGAACUUGGCUGGAAAUUCACGGAGGGGGACUAAGGACUCGGCUUGGAGAAGAGGGAGAUGGACGUUGGUUGUUAGUUGGAUUGAGGAUGAACGGGUCUUUAGGCUAUACCCAUCAUUGAUAGCAGCUGAGGACAUCGAUUGUGUACUCUGAAGGUCAAGUUUGGUGAAUCAUUUUUGGUAUUAGAUAAGCUUCUAGCUGCGCGGAAGAAACACUUUUUGAUAUCGGGGAUCAGCUCGGAGAAUUAGGUAGGGACCUUAGUUAUUUGAUAGAUAUCUUUUUGGUAUAGAAUGGAUUUGAAAAUGUUACCACCUGAAAUUUUGUUUAGUUGUAUUACUGAUAUGGGUGCGAAAAAGAAAAUUUCUCUCUUUUGGAAUGUAUAUACAUAUUAGAGCUUACCAGGUUGGUUUUAUAUUUUUGGGAAUUUUAUGGAAAGCCAGUUUUAGGUGAAUAUUUAUGUGGUAAUGGAUAUCGAGGAAAGAUAGGGAAAAUCCAGUUGAAAUUUCUGGUCGUGACAGAGUUAGAGUGGGGAAACCAAAAGGGGAUUUUAAGCCCCCUGUUCAUUUCCUGAAAAUGAGGAAAACACUCGAAGGACAGAAAGUUAAUGUUAUUGCAGACAUCUCCAGAGCAUUAGUAUUGUCAGGAUCUGAUUCUGCCAUAUUUGGACCCAAGCAUCUGGACCAUGAGUUGCUACAUAAGUUUGGGUGAGGUUCGUUUAAGCGGAUGAACAAGCUAGGGGAGAAGGCUGACGUCUUUGCGCACAGUAUCCGCGAGCAUGUGGGAUUGAGCCCAAAGUUUUCGGAAACAGUAAAGGGAAAGCUUAGCUUGGGAGCCCGAAUCCUGCAAUUGGGGGGAGCAGAGAAAGUGUUCAAGACUCUGUUCAAUGUCUGCGAAAAGAGACUCCUAAAGGCUUUGCAUUGCUACUUAUCGACCGCAGCAGGUCCCGUAGCAGGCCUCAUCUUCAUCUCUACCCGAAAUAUUGGGUUCUGCAGUGAGAGAUCCUUAAAACUGUCUGGCUCCAAUGGUGAAUCCAUUAGAGUCCAUUACGAGUUAUUGAUCCCACUUUCGAAAAUAAAGACAGAAAACCAGAGAGAAAAUGCUGAGAGACCGUUGAAGUACAUGCAGAUAGUUACUGCGGAUAACUUCGAGUUCUGGUUCAUAGGAUUUUUGAAUUAUCAGAAAACCAGGAAACAUUUUCAGCAGGCAAUUUUUCUAAAGCAGAGAUGCUAUAAAUGAUAGCAUUCUUGAAUCCAGGAGAAUCCUUUUCCCUUGGUUUCCCUUCUUUUUUGAUGUAACUGCAGAAAAUGCCAAAUAUCAUAUGUAAUUAGUUGACAAACUGUAAAGAGGUAAAUGUAGAGAACGCCGACAGCUAUUUCUAGUUUCUUAGUUCAAUACGAUGAAAUCCGGCAGUUGCAGAUCCAAUCUAAUGAGAUCAUUUGCACUGUCUUAUUUUAAAGUUGGAAUUACUGGUUUGUCAUAGAACUGAUGUUACAUUCCUUUUGAAUGAGCCCCGUUUUUCUCUAUAAAGUAUGAAUAGAUGGGGUUUGCUCACUUUUUCUUAUGACUGGCCCCCGAGACUGGCUCUGACAGAUAAAAGGAUUUCAAGAACCGGAAUAAAACCUCUCCAUGAAUGAUGGAAUAUGCAAGUGCUAUUAGGGAUGCACCUGUAAACAGAAGAAGCGUUUCAAUGUUUUUCGUUGGAGAUGGAUCAGUGCCGUGGAUUAUGUUGCAGGAAACAGACUUGUUGCAUGUGUUUCAUUUAUUUUUGUUCAGUUGUUUGGUUCCUGUUUUAUAGGGAUGUGGGACGUGUAUUAGGCAGUUUUCUUAUGUUGUAAUGACAGUUACAUGUUGCCUUUAUGUCUCAGUUUUCCUGUACUUUAGUCUGCAGACCUUUGCAGUUAUGUCAAUGAAGCUUGUGUGUGUUGUUCUCUCA